This is a messenger RNA of Wyeomyia smithii (pitcher-plant mosquito), 4735 nucleotides long. RefSeq names its product period circadian protein-like. Gene Ontology annotation, biological process: negative regulation of transcription by RNA polymerase II; circadian regulation of gene expression; entrainment of circadian clock by photoperiod. Bases 503 to 4075 code for a protein of 1190 amino acids. Gene Ontology annotation, molecular function: transcription corepressor binding; transcription cis-regulatory region binding. Lineage: Eukaryota; Metazoa; Arthropoda; Insecta; Diptera; Culicidae. The record is from RefSeq and is a predicted model, not a curated record. Gene Ontology annotation, cellular component: cytoplasm; nucleus. The transcript is spliced from 6 exons.
CUCAGUUACUAGUCACCUGUCGCCGCGUUCGGACUUGAAUUCAUUUCGCGCUGCAAAAGAAAUCGCUUAUCGAUUCAGUUAUCCAUUCUUAGUGAAAAGAUAUGUAUUAUGAAAUGUGAUACUGAUUCUAAGGUUAAAAGACAAAUUAUUCUAGUAAAGUGUGCUCAAAGUUCACUGCGACAAACCGCACAGACUUGUGUAACACUUCUGUAGAAUCGUGUAAACCAUAGAAAAACGCUGAGACGAAGUUAAACUAUCGAUUGGAAGGCUGAUUGCAUAGUGUACAACGUGGUAUCUAGUCAAUCUACCAAGUCCCCAAUUAGUGAGCUGUAUUCUCGUAAUUGCAACGACGCACAAUGUCAAACGGUAAUGUGGAAAGUGAAGAUGAGACUUUAAAUGUUUACUAGUGAAAGUGGUUUCAAACACAAUUUGCGAAGCACAACAGUAGGACAUAUACAAUUUAAAUAAAAGGAUAACCACCGAAUUGACUAACCGAUAAGCCAUGAGUGCUACCGGAACAGAGAACAUGGAGGGUGCUGAGUCCACCCAUAAUACGAAAAUAUCCGACUCUGGCUAUUCGAACAGCUGCAGUAACAGCCAGUCACAACGGAGUGGCAGUUCCAAAUCCCAACACAGUGGUAGUAAUUCAUCCGGCAGCAGCGGCUAUGGCGGCAAAAGCAACAGUCAGCCAUCCACAGCCGGAAGUACCUUCCACCCACCAGGCAAACAUGCCAAGGAAAAAGACCGCAAAAAGAAGGACAAGGAAGCGAAAACUUUAAUCGAUACCUCCGGCUCUGUGACCGGUGCAACCGGCGGAGAAGAUUCUACAGAUGGAAAAGCAACUAUCGCAACUAGUGAACAGGUUGUUGCAACAAAUUCGUCGAGUGUUUCCUCUCGACAUGAACAAGAGUCGACGAUAACUAGCCAGGUCGAGGAAGCCGGUGAACCAUCGACCAUUCCCUGCGUCGAAGAACCACUUCUAAAGGAGGAAAGCCAAGCAUCGCAUGACUCGGUUCACCGCCCGGAUGUCAUAGCUAAAUCGCCCGCCUUCCUUCCUGGCCCUUCACCAGCACCAGUCACCGUAACAGAAGAACAUCCCGAAACCGAGUCCGAAGAUCUAGAAGCCAUCCACGCGCAGUCAGCUGGAACAGCGACUCCCGGGGUAGCCAAAGUGGACCUAGAGGAUGGUUUCUGCUGCGUCAUAUCCAUGCAUGACGGAGUGGUUCUAUUUACCACACCCAGCAUCACUCAUUGUUUGGGUUUUCCGAAAGACAUGUGGAUCGGACGAUCGUUCAUUGAUUUUGUUCAUCCCAAAGACCGAGCCACAUUUGCUAGCCAGAUCACGUCAAAGGUGGUCGUUCCACUGGGUGAAAGCAGAAGCGAUGUUAACCAGAAAGAUCAGAAAAACUUCCUCUACGUGAUGUUGAGAAAGUAUCGAGGACUGCGAUCCGCAGGAUUCGGAGUCACUAGUUCAUCCGUCAGUUAUGAACCGUACAGAUUGGUGCUAUCAUUCCGCGAGGCGCCGCUGGAAAAUGGCGAAUUCGAAACGAACAGCGUUCGAACCAUUCUGUUGAUAGUUUCCGCUACUCCAAUCAAGAGUGUCUUCAAAGUUCCCAACGAACAGUUCAGCGAUAACGCAAUGAAAUUCACUACCAGACACACGACGUGCGGAGUGUUGAGUUACGUCGAUGGGAAUUCGGCAGAGUUGAUCGGGUAUCUACCGCAGGACAUCCUGGGACGCUCGGUAAUGGAGUUCUAUCACCCAGAGGACAUGACCAUUUUGAAAAACGUUUACGAGACAGUUAUGGUGAAAGGACAGACGGCUGGAGCAUCGUUCGUCAGUCAACCAUAUCGCUUUUUGAUCAACAAUGGAUGUUUUAUAGUGUUGCAAACGGAAUGGACCAGUUUCGUUAACCCGUGGUCCAGAGAGCUUGAGUUUGUAAUAGGACAUCACCAGAUAUUGGAAGGACCCGUGAUUCCGGAUGUGUUUGCUUCGAAUGAAAACUCGCGCACAUUUUCCAAUGAGCUAAUGGCAUCCGCGAAAAGGAUGGAGGAACAUAUUCUGCGUAUUCUGAAGGAACCGGUAGCAAAGCCCUCGGAUAAGGUUAAACAGGAGGUCUCCAAACGAUGCAAAGCAUUGGCGUCAUUCAUGGAAGACCUAAUAGAGGAAGUGACACAGCCGGAAUUGAAACUGAACCUUUUGAACGAAUCGGAUUUUACCUUCUCCGAGCGAGAUUCGGUUAUGCUUGGAAAAGUAUCCCCCCAUCAUGAUUAUUUCGAUAGUAAAAGCUCUUCGGAGACCCCGCCCAGUUACAAUCAACUCAAUUACGAUGAUAAUCUACAACGAUUUUUCAACAGUCAUCCAGUGAAUAAUAUAGAAGAAUCGAUCAAGAUGGACUCCUCGGGAGGUGCACAUACCGACACGGUGGAUGGCCGAACGAAUGUGAGUCCCAACCAGCGAUUCAGUGGUGGCAGUGGCGAAGGAAGCAACGACAGUGCAGGAAAUUUCAGCUCGGAAAGCAAUGGCCAACUUCACAGCAGCACGGAUGCCUCCUCCGGCAGUAUGCUUCCAUCAUCGUUAACCGAAGAAAUACUCUGUCAGCACAACGAAGAUAUGCAGAAGGUGAUGCUGAAGCGUCAUCGUGAGGCAAGAACAUUAGCACGUAGCACAGAGAAGAACAAAAAAGGACCUCCGGAGAAAGCGCAAGUCUGUGCCCACGGUGUAAAAAGAGGAUCAUCUCAUUCCUGGGAAGGAGAUAUCCAAAAAACGGUUAGACAUCAGCACAAGCAGACUGUUGCUUCGAACAUGAAGAAUCAACCCCUACACGCAGUAACACCCUCGAAUCCAACACCAAUAUCAUCAGCCGUUGUCACAAUGCCGUCAAGGACAGUCAUAACAACUGCGGCCUCUUCGGCUGCACCCCAAGGUUCAACCUUGCCGUACAGUUUGCCCCGAAACAGCGACUUGUGGGCUCCCUUUUCAGUCAGUGUUGCGUCGAUUCAGACCACUCAGAACAGUGCAUCGGUUAGCUUUGUUCCGUCGCACAGCAUAUUCCCUACCCUGUACUACAUUACGGCCGCUCCCCAGCCUGCGCCACGGCCUUCCGGCGCUGAGAUGCCUAGGAUAAAUCCUAUAUCGGUUCCCUACAUGAACGAUAUGAUGUAUCCUCAUCCGAUGCAACUCUACCAGCAAUCGGUGAUCUACCCGCCAAUGAUGUAUCACACUAUACCGUACCAACCGGUUCCACCACCUUGCGGAUUGGUCGCCGAACAAAGAGCCUCUCUACCCCAACAACCAUCAGCAACAGGAUCUCCCAAUCACGGUACAAAUAGUGCCAAAACAACAACUCAACAGUUUUCUAUCGACCCAAGUGGAAAGCCUGACUCGAUGGCAGCUAGCAGCAGCAAGCAAAACAAUCGGAACCUCGAUACCAAGUACUCGAAGUACGUGUUCGGCAACUCACCGGCCAUCUGCAACGUGGACGGCAACUUCCACCUGGAGAACGUUGAACAACUACGACGAAGUGUCAGCAGCAAUGGGUUAAAAACACCCGCCACCCACAGACAGCUCAGCGACGAUAUGGACGAAUCAAGCUUCUCCAGUAUGUAUUCAAGUUUCCUGAAAACGGACAAUUCAUCUGAGACGAACGGAUUGGACAAGAAAAGUUCGAGUGAGAUGCUCUGGGACAGCGUUCCGAGUCGCGUCGUUGGGCCAACGAAACGGAGACCCGAUCCACCCUGGUUGGAGGACGUCUGCCAGUCGAAGGACCUCGUCUAUCGGUACCAAAUCGACGAGCGACCGGUUAAGGACGUACUGGACGCUGAUUUGCGAGCACUCAGGGAUCUCAACCAGCCAAUUCUGGUGAACGAUCAGCUUGGCCAGUUAUAUCUGGAUCUGGAGCUGGAAGGACUCUCCGUCAAACUGUCGCUCAGUGAAACCACUUCCGGCAGCAGCAGCGAUGAUUGCGACACGCAGAACAAACGGAUCGUAGCCAAACGAAAGAUGAAAUACAGCAAGCUUGUGAUGAUCUACGAGGAGAACGCUCCGUUUCCCCCACCCACCAUUAGACCUUGAAAAAUGGGCGAGCCUUUCCUAACAACCUAGAAAUAGUAGCAGUAUUAUUUUUGUAACCGCGUCAGUCGACUUGACACAUGUAUUCAAAGUAAACUGCGCAAUCGCAUAUUCAUUGGAGCCCGAACAGAAUAUAUUAUCCUAGUUUAGGUUUUACUUCUAGCUGUAAACUUACAUUUGCAUGUUAAACACUUGUUGGUUACUUUUCAAAACAAUUGAAUCGAUCUAUACCUUUUACAGUUACGAUACAGAUAGUAUCCCAGUUUCAACCCUUUUUUACUAGGCUGACUCCUAGGAAAUAUUUUAUAGGACUGAUAAAUACAAAAACAAAACAAAUGCAAAAAGAUAAUGACUAUUUAAAAAAAAAGAUUCAACUGACGAACACUGUCAUAGACAAUGGGUUCGAUGAUGGCAAUUUCGGUCACGGGUUACUUUAAAACACGUUUUAAAGUAACCCGUGACCCGUGACCGAAAUUGCCAUCAUCGAACCCAUUAACUAUUUAUUGGUCAAACAACGCUUAACUGUCAUAGACUUUCGAUAAUAGCUUUACUCAGCAAAGCUCUCGUCAUAACAUUGUAACUGUGUAUGUAUGUGUUUUAUACGCUAACGAUAGAUAUUUUAAGAAGAAUUUUAUAACAAAAGCAGCUAUUCAAAAUAAAUGU